Molecule: messenger RNA, 666 nt
Organism: Paramecium octaurelia
Lineage: Eukaryota; Ciliophora; Oligohymenophorea; Peniculida; Parameciidae
Source: the annotation of a GenBank genome assembly
AUGUAAAAUCAUUGUGACUUAAUACUAAAUGAAAGAGGAGUUCUAUGGUUGGGAGAUUGUGAAUCAGUAUUUAAUGCAGUAAAAAAAUCAUUAAUUUUAGGAGUUCCUAAAAAGUAAAGGAAUCAGAACCGUUAUAACCGUAGCAACAGGAUUAAAGUUAAAACUUGAUGGAAUAGUGCAUCACAUAAUAGAGAUACUUGAUAGUGAAACAGCGAAUAUUUCACGAUAUUUUUAAAUUGCUAAUGAGUGGAUAGAAAGAGGAUUAAACAUUGGUGCUGUAUUAGGUAGUAGAAAUAAAUUAAAAGAAGCGAAGUUCAUUGCAUGGCAGGCAUCUCCCGUUCAGCUGCUAUAGUAAUUAGUUACCUGAUUGAAAAGAAGAAGAUGAGUUAUAAUUAAGCCUUAUCUUUUGUCAAAUCGAAAAGACCCUAGAUUAACCCAAAUAAGGGUUUCAGCAACUAAUUAUAAGCAUUUGGUGCAAAAUUUUCAUAACCCCCAUUGUGCAAAAACACAAGAGCAAACAAUUUCUAACAAAAUCAAGAAUACUAUGAAUGCAAUCAUUAUGUUCCUAUGAAUCGGAAGGGAUCAGCUAGAAACUUGCAAUAAAAUAUGAACUUCUAUAAAUCAAUAACUAAGUCUUUAUCUUAGAGUAAGAAUAGCAAUAAAUGA